Molecule: messenger RNA, 864 nt
Organism: Closterium sp. Naga37s-1
Lineage: Eukaryota; Viridiplantae; Streptophyta; Zygnematophyceae; Desmidiales; Closteriaceae
Source: the annotation of a GenBank genome assembly
AUGUCCCAACCACCACAGCGUCGUGCCCAGCAGGCUGCUUCUCCAGCGGAGGAGGACAUGUUAUUGCGCGAUGCGGGUCGCUCCCUGGAUGGGCUCCGCCAAGGGCUACUGGAACGUAUUCGAAAAACCCAGGCGCAGGUACCCGGAGAGACGUGGCGCGAGGAUCAAGACACGUAUAGAACGAACUUCAGGAAGAACCAGCCUUCCCCUAAUGUCCAACAGAAUCCACCAGUCCACGCGGCAACUGGUGAAAAUAUCUACAACCAGGUGGAAGAAGCGGAUGAGCGGUGGAAAGCUAGAAGGAAACCACCCCACACCGAUGCAAAAGGUACCAUGUCCUUCGAGCUGCGUCACUGGACGGGCAUUCACCACAUCCUGCUCAAGCCGCCCGCUCAAAAACUCGAGAACCGCCAAUACCCAUUGGUGGGCGAUAACGGGAAGUACAUCCGAGCUUUUCUGCAUCGGGAUUGCAGCGAUUUCCAGCCGGGUGACGAAGCUGAAGAGGAAGAGAGAGAGUCAGAUGCAGUGGGGUUGAGCAGUGAGCACGGAGCAGAGAGACACGCUUGCUGCGAGGAUGGGGGCGUGGGGCUGCUGGGGUUCUGCGCGACGGCUGCAAGAGCAGACAGUCGCGUUGGUGGUGGUAGAUUUGUUGGGCCAACAUCGAGAGGACCUUGGUGGUGGAAUUGUAUCGUGGUAGUGAGGAGUGCAGUGAGGAGUGCAGUGAGGAGUGCAGUGAGGAGUGCAGUGGGGAGUGCAGUGGGGAGUGCAGUGGGGAGUGCAGUGGGGAGUGCAGUGGGGAGUGCAGUGAGGAGUACACACCGCAACCGGGGUGAUGUGGACUUUGACAGAGAUGAUGCUUGUUGA